Molecule: messenger RNA, 2421 nt
Organism: Phialemonium atrogriseum
Lineage: Eukaryota; Fungi; Ascomycota; Sordariomycetes; Cephalothecales; Cephalothecaceae
Product: RNI-like protein
Exons: 4
Coding region: 1-2421 (806 amino acids)
Cellular component (GO): cytoplasm
Molecular function (GO): protein binding
Source: RefSeq, a predicted model, not a curated record
AUGAGACAGCAUCCCUCUCUCGACGUGCUUGCCGCCCAGCGGGCUGCCCGCCGGUCCCCGCCCGACACCAUGACCGCUCCCGCCGGUGAUGCCGGUGAUGCCAACACGAGCGCCCAGGAGGACUCGCGAUCCUCGUCAUCUGCGAGCUCGCCCGUCCCUGCGGACAACGAGGAGUCCGACUUCUUCCUCGGCGCCAAUGACUCCCAGUCUUCCCUCGGCGUCCCCAACCUUCAAGAUAUGCAAGUCUCGGACGACGAGUGCCUCCCACCCAUCAACCGGCUUCCCAACGAGAUCCUGAUCAGUAUAUUCUCGAAACUGAACCAGUCGUCGGACAUCCUUCAUGCCAUGCUGACCUGCAAGCGCUGGGCCCGUAACUCGGUCGACAUCCUCUGGCAUCGCCCUGCCUGCACCAACUGGCAGAAGCACUCGUCCAUCUGCCAGACGCUCGGCUUGGAGGAUCCAUACUUUGCCUAUCGACACUUCAUCCGGCGCCUUAACCUGGCCGCUCUCGCCGACAGGGUUAACGAUGGCAGCGUCAUGCCCUUGGCCGCCUGCACGCGUGUCGAGCGGUUGACUCUGACAAACUGCAAGGGCCUCACAGACUCGGGCCUCAUUGCCUUGGUGAAGAACAGCGGCCACCUGCUCGCCCUGGACAUCUCGAAUGACGACCAGAUCACCGAGGCCUCCAUACUUGCCAUCGCUGAGCACUGCAGGAGACUGCAAGGGCUCAACAUUUCCAACUGCACCAAAAUCUCCAACGAGAGCAUGAUCAAGCUUGCCGAGAGCUGUAGGUUCAUAAAGAGGCUCAAACUGAACGAGUGCCGGCAGCUGACGGACGAGGCGGUCCGCGCCUUCGCUGAACAUUGCCCCAACAUCCUCGAGAUUGACCUCCAUCAGUGUCGCCUUGUUGGAAACGACCCUGUCACGAGCCUGCUUGCCAAGGGGAGGUCGCUCCGCGAAUUACGCCUUGCAAACUGCGAGCUUGUCGACGACGGCGCGUUCCUCUCACUACCUCCCAACAAGACAUACGAGCACCUCCGAAUCCUCGACCUCACCUCGUGCGCCCGAUUGACCGACCGCGCCGUCGAGAAGAUCGUUGAUGUCGCCCCACGUCUGCGCAACAUUGUCCUCGCAAAGUGCCGAAACAUAACCGAUGCAUCCGUCUUCGCCAUCUCCCGGCUGGGCAAGAACCUGCACUAUAUCCAUCUCGGCCACUGCGGGCAUAUCACAGAUGACGCCGUAAAGCGCCUCGUCCAGUGCUGCAACAGGAUCCGUUACAUUGACCUCGGCUGCUGCGUGCACUUGACUGACGACUCGGUCACCCGGCUGGCGGCCCUUCCCAAACUGAAGCGGAUCGGACUAGUCAAGUGUGCCAACAUCACCGACGAAAGCGUCUAUGCACUGGCAAGGGCAAAUCAGCGGCUGCGGUCGCGCAGAGAUGCGGAUGGCAAUGUCAUCCUCGGCGAGCACUACCCCUCCAGCCACAGCAGCUUGGAGAGAGUCCAUCUGAGCUACUGCACCAAUCUCACGUUGAAGAGCAUCAUCAGACUCCUGAACUCGUGUCCUCGCCUGACCCACCUCAGCCUUACCGGCGUGCAGGCCUUCCUAAGAGAGGAUCUUGAGGCAUUCUGCAGGGAUGCCCCGCCAGAAUUUACCGAGCAUCAACGCCAAGUAUUCUGUGUCUUCUCUGGGCAGGGCGUCCUCGGCUUGCGACGCUAUCUCAACAACGAGCGUGACUUCGCCCAUCUACAUGAUCCGCUCCCGGGAGAACUGCGUCACCGGGGAGCCCAUGCGGCGCUUCCCGGCCCAGCCAAUGGAGCCUCUGUUACCGUCCAUGUUCCCGUUCUGACUAACGACGGCGGAGCUCUGGACGAUGGUGAGCCCGACGUUGUCGAUGACGACGACGGACUCGAAGACGGGAGUGAGAUGGCGAUCGAUACCCAGCCACUUCUUGGCAAUAAUCCUGUUGCUAGUUUGGGGGUCGGCGGCCCAGCGUCGAAUACCAUUCCCGCCCCUCCUCCAGCUCCGGCGAACCCGUUCUCCAACACUCCUGCUCCUCCCCAUGCUCCUGUUGUUCCGCAACAAGCACAGUUUCACGAGGACCCGAUGGCAUUUUCGCAGGCACUGCCAUCACCGCUGGGGGUGUCUCACCAAGGAGCCGAUGCCAUGGAUAUGAGCCCAGCUGGACCGUCGAGCGGCGUUGCGAGCACAGCUGUGGGUGGGAAUCACUCACACCAGGCUUCGAGAAACCGGCAGGCCUCUGGUGCUCGGGGUGUCCCGGCCGAAGCUGGCCCAAGUACAGCUUCGAUACAGGCGCUGGCACCAGGACCUCACGGGCCAUUGACCCCUUUCGGAGGGGGUGCGAAUGCGAGCCGCAACCCGAGUCGAAGCAAUGGCAACAACGGCCCAGCUGGUCUCUGA